This is a messenger RNA of Lipotes vexillifer (Yangtze River dolphin), 1197 nucleotides long. RefSeq names its product neuropeptide S receptor 1 (gene NPSR1). The record is from RefSeq and is a predicted model, not a curated record. Gene Ontology annotation, biological process: neuropeptide signaling pathway; positive regulation of release of sequestered calcium ion into cytosol. NCBI's taxonomy places the organism in Eukaryota, Metazoa, Chordata, Mammalia, Artiodactyla, Lipotidae. Gene Ontology annotation, molecular function: neuropeptide receptor activity; vasopressin receptor activity. Gene Ontology annotation, cellular component: cytoplasm; plasma membrane.
AUGGCGGAGAGAACCCACCUCACGGAGGGCAGCCCCAAGUCCAACGGGACUGGGCAGACACUGGGUUCUCCCAUCCUCUGCACGGAAACGACUUUCACUGCAGUGGUGGAAGGAGAGGAACGGGGCUCCUUCUACUACUCCUUUAAGACUGAGCAGUUGAUAACUCUGUGGGUCCUCUUUGUUUUCACCAUUGUUGGAAAUGCCAUUGUACUGAUCCCUACACUAAGAAGGAAGAGGAAGUCGAGAAUGACCUUCUUUGUGACUCAGCUGGCCAUCACAGACUCUUUCACAGGACUGGUUAACAUCUUGACAGAUAUCAUUUGGGGAUUCACUGGAGACUUCAUGGCACCUGAUCUGGUUUGCCGAGUAGUCCGCUAUUUGCAGGUUGUGCUGCUCUAUGCCCCUACCUAUGUCCUGGUGUCCCUCAGCAUAGACAGGUGCCACGCCAUCGUCUACCCCAUGAAGCUCCUGCAAGGAGAAAAGCAGGCCAAGGUCCUCAGCAUGAUUGCCUGGAGCCUCUCUUUCCUGUUCUCCAUUCCCACCCUUAUCAUAUUUGGGAAAAGGAAACUCUCCAAUGGUGAAGUGCAGUGCUGGGCCCUGUGGCCCGACGACUCCUACCGGACCCCAUACAUGACCAUCGUGGCCUUCCUGGUGUUCAUCCCCCUGACGAUCAUCAGUGUCAUCUAUGCCAUUGUGAUCAGAACGAUUUGGGUCAAAAGCAAAGCCCAUGAGACAGUGAUUUCCAGCUGCUCAGAUGGAAAGCGGUGCACCAUUUCCAACUGAGGGCUCAUCUCAAAGGCAAAAAUCAACGCCAUCAAGUAUAGCAUUGUCAUCAUUCUUGCCUUCAUCUGCUGUUGCAGUCCGAACCUCCUCUUCGAUAUCUUGGACAAUUUCAGCCUCCUUCCAAACACUAAGGAGCGUUUCUAUGGCUCUGUGAUCAUUCAGAACCUGCCGGCCUUGAAUAACGCCAUCAACCCCCUCAUCUACUGUGUUUUCAGCAGCUCCAUCUUCAUUCCUGCCUGGGUCAGACAUGGGAAUGCCCACUGCAGGGCUAAUAGCAGUGCCUACCUCUUAGCCAGUGAUGUCUCUGUCCAUUGGGCUCUGGUCCUGACCAGUAGGAAGGAGGGCUGUGAAUGGUGGGGAAGGAAGGGAGCAAAGAUCACGGGAUUCCAGAAUGACAUGUCAGGAGAGAACUGA